AAUAAGCUUUAUUCGAAUGAAACUGCAUUAAAAUGAGUCGCUUUCGCAGUGACAAUGAAUUCACUGUAACUACUGGCAGAGAUGGACACAGAUCGUUUGGAGAACAUGAUGACAGAUGGGCUCCCAGAUCACAGAGAGGACGUGGUGGGGGUGGAAAAUACAGGGGUCGAGAUAAUUAUGGUGGACGUAACAAAUCAGGUCGUGGUGAAGGGUCAGAUAGAGAAAGUCAUAGAGGUGGCCGAGAUUAUUUAAACCGGGGGCCUAGAGGAAUAUCUAAACGAGGAAAAUCAGUACAUUUUAACCCACGAGGAGCCAGAUUAGAUGAUGAUGGAGAUGAAAUGAUGGGAGGAGAUGAUAGUUCUUCUUCUAGAGGUAGAUCUAGAUUCAUUCCAUAUUCAGCUCGACCUAAAUCAAGACGUGGAGGACGUGAUAGAGGAGACAGAGGAAAUACUGUUCGUUUUGAGCCUGUUAGUGACUGGUAUAAAGUGAUUAUUCCAUAUGGAAAGAAACAUGAGAAGUCAUUAUUAUUAAAGACUCUUCUAUCCUUAAUUGAUGGGUCGUUUGAACCAAUACAGUUUCACUAUGACUAUAAAAAUGCUGUGUUUCAUGUCAAUGAUUCUGCUGCUGCGAAACAAAUCAAGAUGGCUUCCAAGAAAGCCACGUUACCAGACGGCUUUAAGUUAUUAACGGUAGUAACAGCUUCCCGUUCACCGAUUCCAUCCAGUCUUAAGGAAGAUGUUAAAGAAAAGUUGAAAGUAGUUAUGAGUUCUAGAUAUGACCCAGCAACAAAACUUCUUGAUCUCACCUCUCUACAUACAGAUGAAAGUUUAACUAAAGAUGAGUUGUACAUGUCUUUGAGUAGACCUAAUGUCUUAAUGACUAUAACAGAUAUAAUAAAACAACAUAUUCCAGAGAUGAUUGGUUUAAUAUUACGAACAAAUAAACUCCAUUCUUUAAGUGGGUUGAAAGAUUUGGUUGAAUCUACUCCCAAUUUGACUAAUUUAGAUCUUUCUGACAAUAAGACAACAGCUAUGAUAAUUGAUAUACAGCGUCAUCAAGUAACGCGACAGUUAACCAAUGACGGUGCUGUAAGGAAGAGAUUCAGUAAAAUUGUGAGCUUGGAUGGAAAUGUGUUACCACCAACUAUUAAGUUUGAUUUAGAUGCUGUGACUACCCUACCUCCUACCAAGGGAAGUUAUUUUAGUGAUGAGAAUAUUAAAGGUCUAAUUGUCAAGUUUUUACGAGAAUUUUACUCCUUAUACGACAGCGACAAUAGACAUCCUUUGAUUAAUGCCUACCAUGACCAGGCAGUGUUUUCAUUAUCAGCCAGUAUAAAUGGAGCUAUUGAAUAUAAACAAUCCAGUUUACAUGAUUAUAUCCCAGAGAGUAGAAAUAUUAUUAAAGGCACUAGAAAUCUUGAUAAAAAUUAUCGUCAGUUAAAACAAGGAAAGUUAGUUAUUGUAUCUCAACUCUGUCUGCUACCUAAAACUAACCACGAUCCUAAUUCUUUUAUUGUUGAUGUUGGACUAGUCUCGCCCAAUGUCAUGUCCUUUUCUGUUACUGGUGUUUUUAAAGAAUCUGACAGCAAAGUAGAUAAACCACCAAUUAGAGCAUUUUCUCGACAGUUUGUAGCUGUACCUAGUGGAGAAGGUAUUUUAAUCACCAAUGACAUGUUAACAAUAACUAAUGCUUUACCAGAACAACAACAGAAUGCCUUCAAGACAACAGGGCCCACACCAUCAUCUAGUCCAGUUCUAGCCAACCCUCCUUCCUUACCUGGUAAAAUGUCACUCACAGCCACACCCUCUUUACCUACUGACAUGUCAACAAGCAGUGUCUCCUCCCUUCAGACUAACAUGUCUUUAACUGCACCAGCAGCGAGUUCUAUUUACACUCCCCAACAACAGCACAUGUUACAACAAUUUAUGCUGGACUCUAAAAUGAACCUACAGUUUUCAGCAAAAUGUCUUGAAGAAAAUAUGUGGAAUUAUGAGAAAGCUGGUCAGAUCUUUAUAGAAUUAAAUAAAUCUGGAAAAAUACCUCCAGAAGCUUUCAUCACUUAA
Messenger RNA from Lottia gigantea (owl limpet), 2063 nucleotides. RefSeq lists its product as hypothetical. The record is from RefSeq and is a predicted model, not a curated record. Gene Ontology annotation, cellular component: nucleus; cytoplasm. Bases 33 to 2063 code for a protein of 676 amino acids. The transcript has 23 exons. Gene Ontology annotation, biological process: poly(A)+ mRNA export from nucleus. Lineage: Eukaryota; Metazoa; Mollusca; Gastropoda; Lottiidae. Gene Ontology annotation, molecular function: RNA binding; protein binding.